This is a messenger RNA of Helicoverpa armigera (cotton bollworm), 5994 nucleotides long. It is a transcript of the gene Fhos, whose product is annotated as Formin homology 2 domain containing. Lineage: Eukaryota; Metazoa; Arthropoda; Insecta; Lepidoptera; Noctuidae. Gene Ontology annotation, molecular function: actin filament binding. Gene Ontology annotation, cellular component: cytoplasm; cytoskeleton. The transcript has 12 exons. Gene Ontology annotation, biological process: cortical actin cytoskeleton organization. The record is from RefSeq and is a predicted model, not a curated record. The coding region runs from base 172 to 5979 and encodes 1935 amino acids.
GGGGUAAAGCCCCCGUCGUCGGCGCAGCGAGUCACCAGACGCCGCCCGCCCAGUCGUCGGCCGCCCGCCCAGCUGCGCACGCGCUCCUUCACGCCACAACACUACAGAAUUCACUCGAGUUGGAUCCACGUUACGUUUCGCCUAAUGGAAGAGAGCUGAUGUUUUGGCAACAUGUCUUUUAGAAAUUAUUAUGAUACGCCAUCCUACGGCCGGAGUCGAGACACCGGAAGAACUUCGUCGAGUACCGCCGCGGAUCGGCCGACUACAGUCACAGCGAAGUACCUCAACACAACACCGUCUUACAAGUCGUCAAGCAUCCCAAUACUAUGCCCUGAACGCUCGGCAAAAGAAGAUACCCCGAUAUCGACUAUUGCUAAUCGAUACGCAAACUAUGGUAAAACGGAAAAACCCACGACAAAAUACGAUGCCUACAAUACAACCAAGGUGGAAAAAUCUCCGAACAAAUACGAUUCGUACAGUAGUAGUAAAUCAGACAAAUCUGCAAACAAAUAUGAUACCUACAAUUCUAACAAAGCAGACAAACCUUCAAGUAAAUAUGAUGCCUAUAGUAGUAGCAAAACAGAAAAACCUGUUUCUAAAUACGAUGCAUAUAGUACAACUAAAACCGAGAAACCUAUAUCGAAAUAUGAAAAGAAAGACUAUUCAAAACUUACCGUGCCAUCUAUUACGACGAAUAAAAGUAGAGACGUAAGUCCCGUUUCGACAUCGAAAUACAGUCUGAGCCGACCUUCUCGGCAUUUAAGUCCAGAGAGAAGAGCAACGAAAACGUUCAAAGAUAAAAGCCGAGAUCCUAGCCCAGGGGAUCACGACAAAGACAUUCCAAGCAAGACUGACAAGUCUACAGGCUAUAAUAGCCUGUCGAGUUACAAGUUAUAUCCUCGAACUUCAAAUUACACGCGACCUGCAUCUAGAGCAGAGACUAAACCAGAAAUUACAGUAAACAGAUACGCUAUAGCAAAUAGACUGUCCUCAAAUUAUCUAAGAAGUCCACCGACUGUUAAACGAACUUCUGUAUCACCAGUCAAUCACAAUGAAACUGUUAAAUGUGAGGUAGAUAAAUGUAUAUCACAGCCUGCUACCGUAGAAGAAAUAAAACCACAAAACGAACCAGUUAGCUCAAAUAAUGAAGUUUUAAAUACAAACGACAAACAAACUGAAGAAAAUGAAAAUGAGACUGAAACUGUUUCUAUUGUAACACGACACACUUCUCCAACACCACCCGGUUCUUCUGCUUACGUUCGAAGUAGAAGGGCAGACAUGGCCAAAACGAUAGAAAAAUCUAUAACGAGACCGAAGAAGAGACCAGAAAUGAUUGACAAAGAAAUCCAGUCUGAUCGAUUAGAUGAUCCAACGAGGUCAAGUAGAUUCGGUAGUACAGCAAGAACAAGCGUUACAAAUUGGUCUUACUACACACCAAACUCUAACAGCUACACGGGUUAUGCCGGCAGAUAUUCAACUCAAUAUUCAAACAUAAGAGAUAGUUCAGGUAGUAAUUCAUAUUCUCCCAGUGAAAGAACUGGGCGAAGUCAAAGUACUGAACCCGAAAGAAGAGAUAAUUCAAAUUGCAAUUCCUUAUCAGAAAGUAACAAUAUAGAUUGCAAUGUAUCAAAUCAUAUAGGUGAAAAUGAUCAAGAAGUUGUUUCAGUGUAUGCUUCUGAACAAAAUAAAGGUGAUGACACAUCAGAAAUAAUAAUUAAUGUGAAUUUAAAAUUAAAAAGAGCUAAAAGUCCUGUAGCGUCUACUGAACUUGUUUCACCUGAAAUCACAAUAACAAACAGUCAGUUGCCACCACAAGCACCUAAACCCGACGGAGCGACAAAGACUAAAAAGAUUAAAGUAAAAAAAACUAGCGCAGAUUCAUCAUCAGAUUCGAGUGGUAAGAAAAAGAUAAUAAAACGGAGAAGUAAAUCAGUGAGCUCUACAGAUUCAGAUCAAGGAAGCGAAGUUAGCGACAAAGGAUCUCCUCCAAAAAGUAUGCAAAAGAACUCGUCAAGUAGUAACUUACAAAAUGGACCUUCAAAAUUGAAACAUUCCAAAUCACGGGAGAGUGCAAGUCCAGAAUCAAGUAUCACUUUAUCAACGCAAUCAUCUAUUAGUGAGGAUGAAACGGUGUCUAAGUCUAAAACUAAUGAGGUAUCCAGAACUUCUGCUGACGAGUUAUCUAUUCCAACUGAUAGAUCAGGAAAGCAGCCAUCGCCACUGCCUCCACAAAAGAAUGAAACUGGUACAGAAGAAGCUAAGUCAUUUUUAAUAAGAGCAUUGGCACCCGUUACGAAUCUUUUUAAAAUGAGACAUCAGGAAAGCAGUGAUAAUAGUCGUUGGUUAGAAACUUCUACUUCAGAGUCAACAGGAAAAGACGUUUCAAAUAUAACCACAGAGAGUGAACGGUUAAGUAAAGGAAAGAAUGAUACAACGAACAUCAUAGCAUCAAAUGAUGAUAAUCUAGUUAAACUCAAAUCAAUAAGACCCAUAGAAUCUGGAGAACGAGCAUGGUGGCUAGAUUCUGAAUCAAAAAAUAGCACACAAAACAACAGUGAACAUACAAGGUCUCCAUCAGAAAAGAACAUUCCUAGAAAGAUAAGACAUGUUGAAUCCGGAGAAAAAGCGUGGUGGCUAGAAUCUAAUAGUGAAAGUAAACAAGACAACCAAAUGGUUCGUAAUAACACAACAGAGAGCUCUGAUUCAAACAGACUUCCAAAGAAAUGUAAAUUUGCUGAUGAUGAAAAGCCGUGGUGGUUAGAUAGCUGUGCAAAUAUCCCUGAAGGGGUAGAACGGCUAAGUCCACCGAGAAAGUCUUCCAGUGACAGCGAGAAGAGUGAAAAGUUUAACUUUUUCAAAGUGCGUCAUAAUGAAUCUGGAGACCAAAAAGACUGGUGGCUCACAAGCAAUGAAAACUCAACCAAUAGUAGUAAACCGGAACAUAAUCAAAUGCUCAGCAAAUCUGGUUCAGAAAGGAGCUUCCCCCUCAGACGGAUACGACACAUAGAAUCUGGAGAAAGACCUUGGUGGUUGGCAAGUGACAAAAACAUUCCCGAAGGUAUAGAAAAGCUGCCAACGCCUCCACCACCACCAGAAGAAAGUGACUCAUCUGAUUCAGAAGUUCAAGCCUACGUUCCACCUGCACAUAUACCUCCGUUUCCUUUACAUUUGCCUGAUGAUGAACCAUUGGGAACUAGGAGGAGUCCAGAGGGCUUAGAGACACCAAGAGAGAAUGAAGACUAUAGAGGACGCACGUCACCUUACGAAAAUAGCAAUCAUCAAUUCCGUAGGCCUUCAACCAACUCCUACCAAAAAGGCGUAAAUAAAUACAUUUCUCGUUAUACUGACAUAGAUGAUAUUCUUGGUACAUCUGGACAAAUAUAUAGUCCAUUUAUGGACUCGAUACUGGCAAGGAGGACCGGUCAGAUGCCUUAUGAUGACAAUGAUACGUGUGAAGAAAUAGAUCCAACUCAAGUCAGAAUCCACGAUAGUACGGCGCAACGGCCAGUUAUUAAGAAGAUUCGUUCCAGAAGCAGUAUCGUCGACUACCGGGAGGAGGAUCAACUCGAUGACGCGACUUUACAAGUCUUCAAAGAUGGUGACUACGGGCCUUAUCUGGACCUGGAUUCCACGCUCGGUGAGCAAGAUGAGGAGCUUGAAGGACUUCAAGACAGUCGCAAAAAUGCCUUGGUCCUUCGCACCCAGUUGUCUGUGCGCGUCCACGCUAUUAUUGAAAGACUACUUCAUUCUCAAGGACGCGAGCUACGGAGGGCACUGUUUACGCUAAAACAGAUCUUGCAAUCAGACAAGGAUUUGGUGCACGAGUUCGUCGCCAACAAAGGAUUGGACUGUCUGAUGCAAGUCGGCAAUAUGGCGGACCAUAAUUAUCUGGAUUACAUACUGCGAGCUCUUGGACAGAUACUGCUGUACGUUGACGGCAUGCACGGAGUAAUGGCCCACAAACGCUGCAUCCAAUGGCUCUACACUCUCAUCGCCAGCAAAUUCCGGCACGUCGUCAAAACCGCUCUCAAACUCCUUCUAGUCUUCGUGGAAUACACCGAAAAGAACUGCCUCCUCCUCAUAGACGCUAUUAUAUCUGUGGACAACUCCAACGGCAGACAGCCUUGGCACAACAUCAUGAAGAUUCUUCAAGAUUUUGACGCCUCUGACACAGAACUUCUAAUAUACGCCACUACUUUGAUAAAUAGGUGUCUAAACAAUGUACCUGAUAGAGACACUUACUACGACCAAGUAGAUGCCUUGCAGGAUCAAGGCAUAGAUGACAUUAUACAACUGUACAUGUCAAAGCAAGGCACGGAUUUGGAUCUGCUGAGACAGCUGCAGAUAUUCGAAGCUGUGCUGCUGUAUGAAGAUGGUGAUGAGACUGGAACUGCUCUGAAGCAACUAGAUGACUCCGUGAUCAAUUCAAUUCGCCGCAGAAGCAUUAACCUAAGUACUGAAAGAAGAAAAUCUAAAAAGCAACAAUGCAAAGAAAAAGCAAAACCAGUCAUCACUCACACAGAAACAGAAAACAAAAUAACGAAUAACCAUCGCACACAAUUCUUACCCUCCAUCACCGAUCAUAACAAAGAGAACAAAGAACUGAGCUCAGCAUUACGUCGUCGACGAGACCGAUACGCGAGGCAAGCCCACCACAUCAUACAACAACAAGAGCUGAUGAACCACUCCAGUGAUAUCUACAACGGCCUCUUCCCAAAUCCUAAUGAAAGUUUCACUAGCACUAAUGGAAGUUUUACAAGUACAAAUGGAAAUUAUUACACCCCUAACGGAACCUUAAACAAUGCAAAUGGUAGCUUCACGAGCCCAAAUGGCAGCUUCACAAGUUUGAAUGGAACUUUCACAAGCGUCAAUGGAAGUUUCUCAAGUGGCAACGUGAGCUUUCCAAGUCUGAUUGGCAACUACACAAACACAAAUGGGAGUUUUUCUAGUACGAUAAGCAACUAUACUAAUGGAUCAUACACGAACAAUAAGAGUUACACAGCUGUUAAUGGGAAUAUCAAUGGUUCAAGUCAAUUAAAUGGAGCCAACGGCCAAAAAGAAGAAGACGAUAAAUACGUCACUAGAACGACGAAGAAUUUUAACUUAGCAGAUGUUUUAAAGAAUGGAAGCCAAAGAUAUACAUCAGGUCUAAAACAGAGAAUCCAAAAUGGAACACUUGGCCAUACUGUGAACGCUGUAGAUGCAAUAACCGUAAUGCGUCAAAAGCAGACUGAUCCCACCCCAGAGGUGAAAGAUGAUCGGGGUUUCCUACUAAACAGAGAACACAGUAUCAAAGAUCUGGCGCAGAGGCUGACCAGCCCGGUCAGCCCUACCACUGAAGAAAAACCUUUGAGGGUUUCUGAUAUGGCGGGAAUUGUAUCGAAAGCCAAAGAAGAACUAGCUAAAUCUCAAUCAAAAGAAAUUAUAAAAAGCCCAACAAUAGAAAAAUCCCCAAAAGUACACGAAAUAAAGGUAUCGGAGAAUGAUCUACACUGGGAAGAACUCAGAAAAGGUUGUCUUCAUAGAGAAUUUCACCUAUGCGACUUGGACUUCUCGGAUCUUCGCGAGGACUCGGACGAUGAGAUGUCAUCGCCUGCAAUAACCGCAGCCAGCGGUCCUCCUCCUCCGCCACCAACAAUGUUCCCUCCAAUGGGAAUACCUCCACCUCUACCGGGCUGUUUCCCAAUGCUAUCCAAAAACAACAUUCCCAAUCCACCUAAACCAGCUCUAUCUUCUGAAAUGUCAAACGAUUCUGACAGUUCUACGAUCAAAAAGAAUAAGAAAACUGUAAAGCUAUUUUGGAAGGAGAUUCAAGAGAAUCCAACACCAGUAGCCAUUAGGCCGAAGGUUGGAGGAUUCAUAUGGGAUGACCUGCCUAACGUGACCGUAGACACCAAUAUGUUAGAGCACCUGUUUGAGUCCAGGACCAACGACUUAAUAAUCAAAGUAAGUACUAAUCAUGACUUAACUGUGGCAUAGGCAAGUAAUCAACAG